AUGCAUUGCACAAGACUCCUCGUCAGGAACGUCUCAACGGCAAUCAAACCACGCAAGAGACCUUCUCCUCUCUGCACCCAAAUAUCCACCGUGGCAGUCACCCCCCCUCUCUCAACGCCAAACCCCUCCACAGACUCCGAUCAGCUCGCAUACCGACUCUGCGAACUCUCGCUACAGAAAAUCCAAAAAGAAGCCCGGGCCUCUGAACCGGAUCUCAGGCACGUUCUCGCUUGCACAUCGAUGCAACGGCUCGCCCAGGAAGAUCUUCUUCAUCGACUUGACGCUUUGCAAAGUGCAUUGCCCACACAAACGAUACCACUACUUCCUGGCUGUGACGAACUAUACAUGUCGGAUGAGGAAGCAUGGGAUAUGAGGUCAUUGGAGGAAGCCGUGGAGGAACUGGAGAGAGCGAGUCGGAAGGGUGAAUUCGCCCGAUAUAUAUGUUUUCAGCAGAUUCGAGAAAUGUGA
Penicillium waksmanii is the source of this 468-nucleotide messenger RNA. RefSeq lists its product as uncharacterized. The transcript has a single exon. Lineage: Eukaryota; Fungi; Ascomycota; Eurotiomycetes; Eurotiales; Aspergillaceae. The record is from RefSeq and is a predicted model, not a curated record. Bases 1 to 468 code for a protein of 155 amino acids.